AUGUUUAUACAUGCUGAAGCAGCUUAUCGUAAUUUAGAUAAUGAAUUAAUGCAUCAGUUACCUUGGUUAGUUUAUGUAAAUUUAUUGGAAUGCUGUCAACAAUUCCUUCACAACUCCAAUAAUUCAAAUGAUGAAAAUCCUAUGGAUCAGAAAGAAGAAAUCAUUGAAAAUCAGGCGAAAAAAGAAUGCCAAUUCAAUAGUAUACAUGAAGCUGCUUGUGCAUUGCAAAUCGAUGCGGAAGCCACUGAAGUAGCUUCGAUGAAAGCUGAAACAAUGGCCAAUAUAGUAAUUGAGUUGACAAAGAAAGGUUAUCGAGUGAAAAAUCCAGAAUAUGUACGAUAUAAUUACGAGCAUAAAACAUUUUCACGUCAAAUGAAAAUCAACGACAGUCAAGUUGUAGAAAUACGUCAAGUUCCAUGGACUGCAACACCAGCAACAAUUGCUCAUUAUUUCGCUGGUCUAAAUGUUCAUCCUGGUGGUGUAGCGAUUCGGCUAACAGAUGGACGACGUAGUAAUACAGCGAUUGUUGCCUUCGAUAACUCAAUGAAUGCUCAACUUGCUUUCGCUAGAAAUCAACAUUAUUUAUGUGGUUCAUUGAUUGCAGACAGUGUGAAUGGUGCAUCAGAUGUGAAUGUCACAUCGUCAUUGACCACACAUAUUCCAAAUAACAAUAGUAGUAAUAUUAUGAAUCAAAAUUGUGUAGGAAAUCGAAGUGAAUGUUCAUCUGAUGGUGUUCAACAGAUAAUGAUGAAUAGUAGUAGUAGUGGUAGUAGUUCAGUGAGACCAAUGUAUUUACAAAUUCAUACAGCUUCUGGAAAAGAAUUUGUUCAGUGUACUGGAUGUGAUCAAGACUCAGUGACAAAUUUUUUAAAUCAAUUAACCAAUGGUGAACAAGUUGUUGUACGUGUACGUGGACUACCAUAUACAACGUGUAAAAAACAAAUUAUAGAAUUUUUCCAAGCUGUUCAAGCGCCAGUGAUGUUAAAUGAACAAGGAAUUUAUUUGGUUGUUUAUCCUGAUCGACGACCAACAGGGGAUGCAUUCGUACUAUUUCAUGAAGAUGAUACAGCGACCAAAGCGCUGACACGUCAUAAAGAUUAUUUAGGUGAUAGAUAUGUGGAAUUAUUUAAAGCUUCACCAUCUGAAAUGGUUCAGGUAUGUUACAAUGUCACACUAUUUCAUAAUUCAUCAUCUGGACAGAAAACACAUACCAAUCUAUCAAAUUAUCAAUCUAACGGAGGAUCGUUAGGAGUACCACUAAUGAAUGGUGCAACACAAAUUAAUUGUUUAAAUCUAGUCAAUUUUAUUCACAACAACAACAAUACCAACAAUACUACUACUACUAAUAAUCACAAUAAAGAAACUUACUUCAAUACAGCAUCGUUCACACAAUUAAAAUCAGCUCUCAAUUCCAACGCUUUAUCCAAUCUACAAAAUUUAUGGAAUUCUAAUACACUCCGUUUAAAUUUAUCGCCACAACAAACUGUUUUGCCUACUGCACAUCAUACCACUGAGAAUAUUCUAUCGAAUAAUAAUAAUAAUAACACCACCACCACUACAUUCAAUCUACCAUUUAUCCCAUCGAAUGACUCAUCAUUAUCAUCGAUUCAUCCAAUGAAUUUAUCAUCAUCAUUAUUAUUCACAUCAAAUAUAAUCAAUGGAACAAAUACACUGAUUCAUCAUUAUGAUUUAACAGAUCCAACCAAUCCUGAUUGUCCAUUUGCUAGACCAAUGCCAAUUGGUGGUGUUUGUGCUAUGAUUCAGUUGAAUGAAUUACCACUGGAAACAUCUAGACAUGAUAUACGGUUGUAUUUAGGUCCAGCUAAUUUUGCUAAAGUUUAUCGUAUGAGAAGAAUGGAAACUGCAUCAAACCAAAUUACAUCUUCAUGGUUAUUAUCAUUAAGAAAUACAACUGAAGCAAUACAAUUUAUACGUGAUUUAAUUGGUCGCACAUUUACUGUCAGUACACUGUGUGGAAAUAAUCAAUCAUACAAAACAAUACCAAAUAUUCCAACAUUUGCAUUGUAUAAUGUUGAUCCAAAUGGAAAAUUAUCCGUAGUUAAUUUAUCUGAUAUUUCAUUUGGUAUCCCAUUGCAUAGAAUACAUGUGACGUCAUUAGUGAAAACCAAUAAAUCGAUUAAUUCGAAUUUAAAUUGUCCGCGGCAGCCAUUGAAAAAACAUUCAAUUAAAACAAAAGUUGAUGAUCAAACUAUGUUGAAUGCAAUAACUUCACAAGUUCCACUAACUGAUCCAAAUUUAACACUAAAACAUACAUCACCUUCAUCGUUAGGAAAUUUCGAUGUUAAUAAUAAUUAUGUCAAUCCAACUGCCAGUUUUAAUCUCUCCUCAUCAUCAUCAAUUACCAAUCAAAAUAAUGACAAUUUGCUGAUUCCCUCGAGUUUAAUGUCUACAAACAGUCUGGAUAAUUUGAAUGUUUCAUCAGAUUACAAAAUGUCCGCGCAUAUCAAUGAUAUUAUAUCAACUAAUCAUCAACUUAAUCGAUACAAUCUUCCCAGUCUUACAGCAUCGAUGGUUAUGUUAGCAGGGGCUCCAGCUGAUGCAACACAAGAAGAACUUGGUUCAUUGUUUAAACCUGUUAGAAAUUUAUUGACGGCUCAACCAUACUUUAUUCCAUUUCAAUAUCAUCCUAAUGGAACAGCAAACUUUUUAGCCAAUUUCAACAAUCCAUUAGAUGCUCAAACUGCUGUACGUUAUUGUCCAAAUGGUAGUCUACGAUCUAAUAAAUAUGUCAUAGGAGCAGCAUGUUUAAUCCCGCCUACACCAUUACCAACAGAGAUAACAACAGGCAUUACGAGUAAUAACCAGUAUGCAACGCCAACAUCACCAAUAAUUCCUAUCAAUGCAACUAAUCUAUUCAUGUCUAAUAAUCAAUUAAUCAAUUUUUCAAAUUUAUUGAACAAUGAAUCAUUGAAUCCAGGGAUUUUAUUUUUACCGCCAACUAUAUCAACACUUCAACAACCAAACAGAUUACAUUUUCAAUAA
Schistosoma turkestanicum is the source of this 3003-nucleotide messenger RNA. The record is from the annotation of a GenBank genome assembly. NCBI's taxonomy places the organism in Eukaryota, Metazoa, Platyhelminthes, Trematoda, Strigeidida, Schistosomatidae.